AUGAAGUGCGAUGAGGUCAAGCCACUCUGUGGACCAUGUAGCAAAGGCGAUCGCGAGUGCAUCUAUGGCCUGGCGACAAACGAGGAGGACGAACCACAGACUUCUCACUCCGUCUCUUCGCAAGCCAGUGUGUACGUAUCAGCACCUCAACAUAACACUCCGCAGCAGCAUCGGACGAGCUUCUCAUCCAACCCAGAUUCUAGAGCACUCCCCCAGCGGCAGUGGCCAACGACUCCGGUGACUGAAGAGCCGGUGGUGGGCGCAAGUCCGCAGAGCAACUUCAGCACUUCGACUGGAUAUGGUACCGAAGUGGCACCACUGAGAUGGUUCGGCUUGCUUGCUGGAGAUGCACAGAAUGGGGACUUGAACUUACCUGCCUUGGACAGCCUCAGUGACGUUCAACGCUAUCUUUCGCGCCACGAAACAGGCCCACCUGCACCAAGCAUUUCGAGCCCAAGGACACCACUAGGAUUCAGCGCAGACUCUCUUCAGAAUCCGUCAAGAAUGCUACAGAUAUCAGCAUUGUCACCAGCACCUCCUAAUGGCGGUCCAGUCAUUGACGAGCGGCAGUACUGGCAAGCUGCAGAACCUAUACAGCUCAAGGAUCAUGAGCAUGACAUGUAUCAACGUUUUGUGUUGGUGCUGAGUCUCUGGAUCGAUAUGUUUGAUCCUCUGAAGCACUUUUCGGCACUAGUACCACGUCUGGCGAUUCGCAACGAGGGCCUGAUGAAGGCUAUCCUGGCGCUUGGUUCCCGGCAUCUGUCCAUCAAGCCUGUGCACAGUGGGGAAGCUGUCGUCGACAGAACAGCUGCAGUGCAAUACUACUACGAGACCUUGCAGUAUCUACAGAAUGCCAUGCGCUUUACAUCGUACAAAAACAGUCCUGAACUUCUUGCAACAGUCUUGACCGUUAGCCUGUACGAGAUGAUCGACGGUGCGGGCAAGGGAUGGGAACGGCACUUGAAGGGCGUCUUCUGGAUUCAACGUAGCCGCGAUAUCAACGGCGAGUCAGGAGGUCUCGAACAAGCUAUCUGGUGGGCUUGGCUAAGACAAGACUUCUGGGCAGCAUUUCGGGAACGCAGACGAUGCUUCAGCUUCUACAAGCCAACCAAGCCAUAUCAUGUUAUGGAUGUGUGGGACAUGGCGUCCAGGGAAGUGUAUAUCCUAGCGCAGUGUGUCAACUACAGUUCCGACGAGGAAAAGCAGAAUGGAGAGCGAGAUCUUGGUGGUCGAAUAAUGCGAGCGAACACACUACUCAAUAUGCUAGACGAAUGGCGGAACAACAUUUCCAUUCAUUUCCAGCAAUUGCCUCUACCAGACUCCGCGGAUCGAGCCUUUCGACCAAUUUGGAUACAUCCACCGGCUUUGGGGACGUCUCUGCAGAUGUAUAGCAUGGCUCGCAUACUUCUGCUUAUUCAUCAACCCGCGGCUGGAGGAUAUCUGGAGUAUCUGGGACGGGACAAGAUCAUCACUGAGUGUAUAGACAUGAUCGGUGGUAUCGCACUUAAGGCAUGUGAUGAUGCUUCACGACUCAUGUCCACUCAGUGCCUUUAUGCUGCAGGCCUGUACUGUACCGACUCGGCAAAGCGGCAGUGCAUUGCUGAGCUUAUAUCAGAGUUCUCCGUCACUACUGGCUGGCCAACCAAUACUGACUUGGCAGAAGAGCUCAGGGUCGAGUGGAGCAAGCAAAAGCCUGGAUGA
Molecule: messenger RNA, 1701 nt
Organism: Recurvomyces mirabilis
Lineage: Eukaryota; Fungi; Ascomycota; Dothideomycetes; Mycosphaerellales; Teratosphaeriaceae
Exons: 1
Coding region: 1-1701 (566 amino acids)
Biological process (GO): positive regulation of transcription by RNA polymerase II
Cellular component (GO): nucleus
Molecular function (GO): DNA-binding transcription factor activity, RNA polymerase II-specific; transcription cis-regulatory region binding; zinc ion binding
Source: RefSeq, a predicted model, not a curated record